CCCUCCGCUCCCCGAGCUGCACCAAACAGCUCUCAGGUUUCUGCUGAUACUGCAGCGUCAAGAAAUGGCUCGAGUUUGCUCCUUGCUCUUAUGCAUUCAGCAGCCCUCUCGCUCCUGCCACACUCGUCCAGCUUCUGCCUCCUGCUGCUGCUGCUGCUGCCGGGACGAGCCAAGACUGACUCCGGGGAUGCGGCUGCAGGACUGCGGCUCUCUCACAUCUCUCCAGCGGCCGCUGCCCAGCGCCCGGCUCCUCUUCCAGCUAUCUUAGGGGAAGAGAGCAGGAGAGCCAGCAGCUAUCUAGGACUCCUUGAUUUUAUUUACUAACUCAAGCCUUUUGACAAAGUGUCUCGCAGGCAGCCCUGUAAAGCGAUCGCUGUAUUAUUAAGAGGGGCACAAGAAGAGGACGAGGGUUGAGUUUGCCGCUGCGGUUUUUGUUUUGGUUUGGUUUUUUUGGAUGCUGCUGCAAGGCGACUUGACGCAUUCCGGCACUGGCUCCUACCCCUAACCAGCGCAUCGCACUCGGAACAGCAGCUGCAGAGAUGGUCCAGUCAGCGGGAAAAUUGGACGGAUCGAGUUAAAGGCAAAAGGAGACGGCUGGGGAGGGGACCUCAGUCUGGGGGUGCACUCCAUAGACCUUCAGCCUCCCGGCUUGGGAUACAGGACCCCUCACCUUACCUGCCCUCUUCCCCCCCUAAAGGUACUUCUUCCCUCUUUCUUCACCCUCCCAUCAUCCCUGAUGCCUCUCCCUUUGUCCCACCUCUCCUUUCCCCUUUUGGCUUUUUCCAUCCUUUAGGCUUCUCAUCCAUCCCUUCUUCAAGCUCUCCAUCCAGACUCAUCAUCCCUCGCUGCAGACUCUGAGCCUCCCCCCCCCAACCCUUCCCUGAACUGUCCUGGGAGGCUCUGUACUCUCCUCAAUCCUCCUCCCCACUCUAGUCCCUCUUCCCUCCCUUCUCCUCCCGUGCCCCUGGGUCCCCUUUCCCGUGUGCCACCAUGACCGUGAUGGCUGGAGAGAACAUGGAUGAGACUUCUGCGCUGCCUGGCCACCCCCAGGAUAGCUACCAGCCCGCUGCCCAUGAUGACCAUGAGUGUUGUGAGCGCGUAGUGAUAAACAUUGCUGGACUACGCUUUGAGACACAGCUGAAGACCUUAGCCCAGUUCCCCAACACUCUGCUGGGCAACCCCAAGAAGCGCAUGCGAUACUUUGACCCCUUGCGCAAUGAGUACUUCUUUGACCGGAAUCGGCCCAGUUUUGAUGCCAUCCUCUACUACUAUCAGUCUGGGGGGCGGCUCCGCCGGCCGGUCAAUGUGCCCUUGGACAUGUUCUCUGAGGAGAUCAAAUUUUAUGAAUUGGGUGAGGAGGCCAUGGAGAAAUUCAGGGAAGAUGAAGGAUUCAUCAAAGACGAGGAGAGACCCUUGCCGGAGGGGGAGUACCAGCGUCAAGUAUGGCUCCUCUUUGAAUACCCAGAGAGUUCUGGGCCGGCAAGGGUCAUUGCAAUAGUCUCUGUCAUGGUGAUCCUCAUCUCCAUUGUGAUCUUCUGCUUAGAGACGUUACCUGAGCUAAAAGAAGACAAGGAAUACACAGUGCAUCGCACUGACAACACCACCCAGGUCUACAAAUCCAACAUCUUCACAGAUCCCUUCUUUGUUGUGGAGACCCUGUGCAUCAUCUGGUUCUCAUUUGAGCUGGUGGUGCGCUUCUUUGCUUGCCCCAGCAAAACUGAAUUCUUCAAGAAUAUCAUGAACUUCAUUGACAUUGUGGCCAUCAUCCCUUACUUCAUCACCCUGGGCACCGAGAUGGCCGAGCAGGAGGGGACUCAGAAAGGAGAGCAGGCUACCUCCUUGGCCAUCCUGAGAGUCAUCAGACUGGUAAGAGUCUUUCGAAUCCUCAAACUCUCCCGGCACUCUAAGGGUCUCCAGAUUUUGGGACAAACCCUCAAAGCAAGUAUGAGAGAGCUAGGUUUGCUGAUCUUCUUCCUCUUCAUUGGGGUGAUUUUGUUCUCUAGUGCGGUAUAUUUUGCUGAGGCUGAAGAACCUGAGUCUCAUUUCUCCAGCAUCCCCGAUGCUUUCUGGUGGGCGGUGGUAUCCAUGACCACUGUGGGCUAUGGUGACAUGUACCCUGUGACAAUUGGAGGCAAAAUCGUAGGCUCCUUGUGUGCCAUCGCUGGUGUGCUGACAAUUGCCCUGCCCGUACCUGUCAUCGUGUCCAACUUCAACUACUUCUACCACCGAGAAACAGAAGGGGAAGAACAGGCUCAGUUACUUCACGUUAGCUCCCCUAAUUUAGCAUCUGACAGUGAUCUCAGUCGCCGCAGCUCUUCCACAAUCAGCAAAUCUGAGUACAUGGAAAUCGAAGAGGAUAUGAAUAAUAGCAUAGACAAUUUUAGAGAGGCUAAUCUCAGAACUGGCAACUGCACUGUAGCCAACCAAAACUGCGUUAAUAAAAGCAAGCUGCUGACUGAUGUGUAAACAAAAUAAACCCAACCAAAUCCCCAUUCACAGCUUGAAGACUUUAGUGACACAGUCACACUUUGUAGAUGCUUUACUGAUAGUCUUUGAAUGCUUUAUUUACCUCGUAAAUGCAUUGUUGCAUUGCGAAUAUUUGCUCAGCGAUAAAGAAGCUUCCAGGAUCCAUGAAAGAUAAGAUUUUGUUUAUUUCUAAAAAACAUUUUCCACCUGGUAAAUGGUAACCAUUUGAACUAGUUUAGUUUUAAGCUGUGUGAUGCUAGACCUAAACUUUUCCUCUCCCACCUCCUUUUAUUUUUUUGUUUGAUACAGUUAACUUAAACUAAGCAAGACAGUUUUUAGAGCUAUAAAGCAUAUGCAUGGAUUCCAGUGAAAAUAUUCUGCAAAACUGCACAGUUGCAAGAAAGUGCAUCAGAUAACGAAAAAAGAUUAGCAAAAAACUGCAGCAAGCAUUUGCCAUGGUUUUUAUGAAGGAGUGCAAAACUUCCUUCUGCCCCCUGUGUGAAAGAUUACAUACUUCCAGCCUACCUUAUUACAGACAUACUUAAGCCUGGUCUCUUUUGCUCUCCAUACAAGAACUAUUCUAAAAGGAAAAUAACAAACAAAGCUGAAGACAAAACAUCUGCAAUGCUGCUAAGUUCUCUUACAUGCAGAUGAUUUAAACAUACUUUUCCUUUUCCCUGUCCAGAACUGGAUACAAAACUUUAAGCCCCUCUGUUGCAAGAUAGCACAAUGGAGUUUAAUAGAAGCAUGUUUGAAUUUGAUACUAUUUAUUUUAUAAUAGCAUGUUUGAAACGUUACCUCAGACAAUAGCGGAUAAGCUUUCGUUUGAACUGAAUCUCCUAAAAAUAGGUCCUUUAUCUCUCUUUUUUCUCUCAUUUUUUUCCUUGUUUUCUUUUUCUUUUUGUUUUGCAUUCACCAGAAGUGCACUCCUUAGUUUAUUAAAUCAUUGACUAGUAAUUUAAAGUACUGUAUUUAAGUGCAUAUGUUAGUCAAACGGGAACAAUAACUUUUGGAGAUCAAAGCAUGUUCAAAUAUUCAGCAUUAUGGCCUAUUUGAUUAAGGUGUAACUUGAAUUAAUUAAUGCAUGAAUUCAAUAAUAAUAACAAUAACUAAUAAUAACAAUAAAAAAACAACAAAAAAAAGUGAUUGGUAGACUGAAGGCCUAAAUGAACUGAUUAGAGAAACUUGAUUGUUUUCCUGUAUUGCUCAGGGAAACGUGUUGGCUUUUGUCCAGGCGUUGUCGGAAAGGAAGAUAUCCCAACCCUUAAAGGGAAAGCUGUAUGUAAAAUUAAGAAGUCAAGUUAUCUAUAGCAACACCUACAACCUAGUAUCCUUUAUAGCUGAAAGGUGCAGAUGCAUGCUUUUUGGUGCAUUCUCAGAAUGUAAAUGAAACUUAUUUAUUAUAUGCAUCCAAAUUGCAGCAGCUGGUUUCUUUUGCAGUCAUUAGUUGAGACAUUUUUGUAUUCCCUUAAAGCUCACCGAAGAGACUCAACAUAUUGAUAUAAGUAGUUGCGCAGUGCCUUUAUCUUACAUCCCCUAAAUUGCUGAAAGUGCCUCCAGGAACUGAGCUGGUCAGAGAUAGCAAAGGAAAGGGUUAAAAGGCACCAGCACAAGUACAGGAGUGUUCUCUGCUGCCUCCUGGCACUGCACAGAACAGGAUAGAGAAAGAAAAAGCAAGUGUGAGUGAGAGGGAUGCAGAAGAAGGGGGCAGAGAUCAUCAGCACCCAUAGUAUACCUUCCUUCCCCAGCCAGCCUGAUACUGCAGGGCUCAGCAUUUGCUUCUGCCAAAUAACUCAUAGUUGUGUUUAUGCAAGACUUCGAGUUCCCCAAGGUUGUUUAUAGAGACAUUGCUGCCAUCAUUGUAUCUGCCCUUCCUUUCCCUGAGAUGGCUUUUUGGCAGCCUGUCCCAGCUGGGGACAGGCUGCAGGCUGCAGGAAGAAGUAGGGGUCAGCAUGAACUGCGGCAUCACCCAGUCAGGCAACCAGACUGCAGGGCUGUGCUUUUCUUUCCCUUGGAUUUCCCAGCAGGUAGGUAGGAGAGGCUUUCCAGUGCCCCCCCAUACCUGCCUCCUCUAUCCCCUUUCGUCAGUCCAUCAGAUCUUAAAUCCCAUCACAGCUCCUUUAAACCAUAUUCUUCUUUCUGGUUCCUAAACUUAUUUUACUUCCACCAUCAUCUGGUGAAGGAAUCCACACUAGGAGAAGGUAUCUUCUGCAAUAUGCCAUCCUUGACUGCUAGGCUCUGGAAGAUGCUAAACUUUGAUCUGAACUAAUGUAGGCACUAAUCUUUAUUUUUUAAAUGGAAAAAGUUGAGGAUCUUCAUUCUGCACUUAACACGUGGCCAACUACUGUUGAACGCUUCUCCUUCCACAUUGUACAGAUUCUUUCUUCCCUAUCUUUCUGAUAUGUGUAUAUAUGUGUAUAAAUAAAUAUAUAUGUCUGGUUAUGCAUGUGUGUCACGCACAUGUGCAGACACACACAUAUAUAAAAUCAAGGCACUUAAGAGUUAAAAAACAACCCUAACUCUGCAGUAACGCACAAGCUUGACCUGCCAGGUUUCUAGAAAGACUUGACUUUAUUUCUCAGUGUAGCUUCUGUGAAUCUUAACGAUGAGCAACCAGUCAAGAACUGAGGGGGCUUUUGACUCCUGCGAAAUGCAAAGCAUCAAAUAAAACAGGGCAUUACAUUCUCUAGGUAGAUGUUAUAAAGCUUCCUUCCUGUCCCCUGCUCACACCCCUGCCCAUUGUACACAUCUCCCCAUUAAAUUCUGGUGGCCCUGAUGCUCUCAAACGUGAAUUCUAGGAUAUGAUUUCUCAUGUCAAAACAGACUUGAAUGCUGCACUCAGUUUAUAAAACAACCAACUGACUAAACUAAACAGCAAUAAUCUAUUCAGUGCUGUGGGACUGAUGAUCAGAAAUUAGCAUCUGGGAGACAAGGCCUCAGUUUGGUAACAACUUCUGCCACAGUUGGGCAUGGACAUCUUAGCUUAAUGAACAGAAUGAUAAUCAUUCUACAUCUGUAAAGUGCUGCAUGCAGUGAUUCUUCUUUGUCAGGAGACCAGGAUGGAUCAUUAGGACGUGGGGUGGUCUGGGGAGCCUGAACGUUGCUUUGUCCAUUUAUAGCUCACUGCAAAGGAUCUCAAUACAUACGGAGUUCAGGAAUUAAUCUCAUGUAGCAUAAGCAUGUCUUUUCGAUAUGUUUGACACAAGAAGAUAGCAACAAAAGCUCUUACUCCCUUUAUGCAGGAGUGCCGAAGUGUCUUUGUGGUCCUGAAGGUGCACUUAACUACCUGUUCUUACCAGUUAGCAUCCUUUUCUUUUUUCUUCUUUCUUUCUUUUUUCUUC
Messenger RNA from Neopsephotus bourkii (Bourke's parrot), 5807 nucleotides. It is a transcript of the gene KCNA1, whose product is annotated as potassium voltage-gated channel subfamily A member 1. Gene Ontology annotation, molecular function: delayed rectifier potassium channel activity; protein binding. The coding region runs from base 991 to 2466 and encodes 491 amino acids. NCBI's taxonomy places the organism in Eukaryota, Metazoa, Chordata, Aves, Psittaciformes, Psittacidae. Gene Ontology annotation, cellular component: voltage-gated potassium channel complex; dendrite; paranode region of axon. Gene Ontology annotation, biological process: protein homooligomerization; potassium ion transmembrane transport. The record is from RefSeq and is a predicted model, not a curated record. The transcript is spliced from 3 exons.